Messenger RNA from Acytostelium subglobosum LB1, 798 nucleotides. RefSeq lists its product as hypothetical. The transcript has 3 exons. Lineage: Eukaryota; Evosea; Eumycetozoa; Acytosteliales; Acytosteliaceae. Gene Ontology annotation, molecular function: S-adenosylmethionine-dependent methyltransferase activity. Bases 1 to 798 code for a protein of 265 amino acids. The record is from RefSeq and is a predicted model, not a curated record.
AUGUCAUCACCUAUUAUCAAUCCACCUACUAUUGUAGAUGUUGGCUUCAAGGACCACUUUGGUGUUGUUGGAGACAAGUACCGCACAUUCAGACCACCUUAUCCAGAGGAGUUGUACGAGAUUAUAAAGAAGAGUAUUGAACAUACUGAUAAGGAUUUGGCACUUGAUAUUGGAUGUGGAAGUGGUCAGUGGACCGUUCAGUUGGCAUCAAUGGUCAAACGUGUGAUUGGAUUCGAUCCAUCACCGGGCCAGCUGGCCAACGCAAUGCCCGCCCCCAACGUAGAGUAUCGUUCGUCACCCGCUGAGAAGAUAGAUCAUCAACAAGAUCACUCUGUCGACUUGAUCACGGUUGCCACUGCCAUUCAUUGGUUCGACUUGCCCAAGUUCUUUGAAGAGUGCAGACGUCUCCUUAAGCCCAAUGGUGUACUUGCCUUCUUCACCUACAACAUCAAUCAGUUUGCCAACCCUGAUGCUCAAGCUAUCAACAUUGAUUUGUAUGACAACAUACUUGCACCAUACUGGGCACCAAACAGAUACCUCAUCGAUAGGAAGUACAUUGACAUUGUGCCACCAUUUGAAAACACCGUUAGAGGUGAAUUACUGUUGGAGCGUAAAGUAAGCAUUGCACAGUUACUUGGAGUUUAUAGUACAUGGUCUGGAUACAACAAGUACUUGCAGAGCAAUUCUGAUAUUUUGCCAGAGAUCAAACAGCGACUGUUGACUGCAUUCAACACAAGCGAUGUUAACCAUAUCGUUGACAUUACUAUACCUCACUACUAUGUCAUCUGUAGGAUGUGA